This is a messenger RNA of Cephus cinctus (wheat stem sawfly), 5478 nucleotides long. Its product is annotated as protein phosphatase inhibitor 2. The transcript is spliced from 4 exons. The record is from RefSeq and is a predicted model, not a curated record. Gene Ontology annotation, biological process: regulation of signal transduction. The coding region runs from base 238 to 804 and encodes 188 amino acids. NCBI's taxonomy places the organism in Eukaryota, Metazoa, Arthropoda, Insecta, Hymenoptera, Cephidae. Gene Ontology annotation, molecular function: protein phosphatase inhibitor activity.
AUGAUCUUUAUUGAUACGGUAGUGUCAUUUUACCGCUUUUGAACCUCGUUGACGCCAUUGUUCCAAUGCGCAGUGGUUAUGCGCAGAGGAUUAUUCACCUUUUGAGACAGAAAAUUUAGCGUGAACGCACUGUUUCGUUCGCGAGGUGAAGCGGAGGGUUACGACGUGUACGGACUGAAUAUAUUUGAAACGACAAAUGUGAUUGAAAACCGCAUGCAGACGAGAGACACAUGAAAAAUGGCUGAGAAUUUGGGAAAGCGACCUUCUAAAGGAAUCUUAAAGACAUCCAGUAGUUUUGACAACCAAGAGGCGCCUAGACCAAAUAAGGAAACUAAAUGGGACGAGAUGAACAUUAUAGCCACUCUUCAUCCACCAGAUAAGGAUUAUGGCCACAUGAAAAUUGACGAACCGAAAACGCCAUAUAAUUACGAUGGUGUUGAAAAUAAACAGGAUCAAUUAGACUCGACCACCAUUGCCUCGAAGUUGGCCAAGAGUAAUAAACCGAAAAUAUUUGAAGAAUCGAGCGAUGAAGAGGACGAGGAGACGCCCGAAGAAAGAGAAAAAAGAAAAGCUUUCGAGGCCAAGAGAAAGGGUCACUAUCAGGAAUGGCAGGCUGUUCAAUUAGCGCGAAAGAAGCUUUUAGAAGAGAGCGACGAGGACGAGGACGAAGAUGAGGAUGAAGACGAGAAGGUGGACUUAAACAAUGAGGAUAAUAACGACGACGAGGGAGAAAAUUCAAAGACUCGUGCCAAGUGCGUGCCAUCCUGUGAUAGCGUGCGUGAUUCCGAAUUGAAGUCAGAUUAGUUACUCGAAAUAGCUGAGAAAAACAGAAAUCGUCCAUAGAGGGGGAAAUUUGUAUACUUUUCUUUCUUCUAUUUUUGAUUCGAUCGAUCGGCACGUUUCAGUGACUUUAUUAUCGAGGUCAGUGAAGAUCCGUAUUAGUGCUGUGAAAAGGUAUCGAUGAUACGACUUUGUUCCAUUGAGGGAUGCGAUAUGAUUUCUUAAAGAAGCGUAUGUAUUAUUGAAUUUCUUUUUAAAAUGAUAUUCCAUUAUGUAACGCGUGGCGUUACGAAGCAAUUAUACGGCCUUACGUGCCUAAUCUGCGAGAAAGGUAAUGGGAUGGAUUUAAAUUUUUAGUGAGCUUUCUUGAUCGAUUAUAAAUAUUUGUCAGUGAUCAUUAAUUAUUAAUUUGUAAUGUGAAUAGAUACAUUUUGGAUACAUAUAAAAGGGUAUCAACUUGAACGUUUCAGCUAGAAUCCCUUUUUUUUUUCUUUCAUUAUAAUCAGGCGUUCUAAAAUACCCAGUGGGAUUUUUUGUAUUUUCAUUUCUUUUGUUUCUAUGUAAAUCCAUUCCUCAUGAAGCGGAAAAGGUGCGAGAUGUCGAUUCAAAAAAUAUAUAUUUAUGUGUCAGCCGGUUUUACGUCUAAACAAUACACUUAUUGGUGUAUUUUAAAUUUUCAAAGGAAAGAAACAUAGCGCGCAAUAUGUUCAUACGAUCAUUGCUGUACAUUUUUUCAAAGUAGUUUUUUUUAGAUUACAGAAUACUAAAAGUAUAAAAAGAGAAAACACGUCGAGGUACUCCACAACUUAUACACCUGCUGUUGUAGGCUGUCCAUUAAUAGAUUUAUUAUUGCAUUUUGGAGAAGAUGCAUAGUUUAUGCAUAACAAUGAAGUUCAUUAAUUAAUCACUUACGAUCAAGAUUCAAGUAGAUAAACAUAUUUAUACAUACAUUCAUGCUUCGAUCUUUCGUUUGUUUUUACCUGUAUCAUUCGUUAUUUAAUAUCUGUAUCGUUUCUAGCAAGUCUUAUCUUGAUUAUCACUCGUGUCAGUUAAGUCCUCUUCCUAACAUUGUAGUCGAUCUACCAGUAAAAUAUCUAGAGGACUCGUUUUUAUUGAAAACCAUAAGAAGAUUACCCCUGGAAAACAUAUUUUGCUCUUAGACGAUCCAUAACGUACCGUCUUAUUUAAUUAGUAUAGAUGGGAACGUUUGAUCAUUAGCAUUCAUAAAAGCAUAAUAGGCCUCGCUGAUGUCAUUAAAAUAAAACAAAAUUUUUGACAGUCAUUGUACAAACUCAUGAGAAACUAUAAAAAAAAAUUUUUUAAUUUCUAUAUUCUCGUACAGUGUUUAGAACUAAUUGUGAGCAGUAGAUUUUGAUUAUUUUGAAAUAGCGUAUAAACUUCACAAUUAAAUCGUGCUAUAAAGUCUAUUGACGUUGUUCAUUCAUAUAAAAGUAAUAUAUUAACAGACAGCAAUAAUAAGCGCAACGUAAUACGCUCUCGAACGAUGAAGUCUCUGUGAUUCUUUUUAGUUUAUCAGAAAUCAUUUUCUAUUCAAUAGAAUAUUCUUUAGAUAAACGUUCCUCCACUCCACGCCGUUAAAUCUCAUUGCGUCUCACCUUUGUAUCAGUUUGGUAUAAAAAGUCUAUUUAAUCUUAACUCGCGUAAAUCUCAAUUUCGAGAGGGACGAUAUUCUUUUUCUUUUCGAAAAAUUGAUCCGAGAAACAUGUCACGCGCCUAAUUUUACGUAAUUAAAUGACUAAUUUAAUUAAUCCUACUUUUGUUUAUAAACAAUUUAUAUUCCUCCUUAUGUUUGGUAGAUCUUGUACACGGUCAAAUCAGGAUGUUAGAUAUUAAGACGUUCCUUUCGCGUUGAUAAUAAUUAACGAGGCAUCUACGUACAACAAAUUCGAUAUACUAAGUUUUACGUGAACUUGAUCCCGAUGUUUCCAAGAUUAAUUUGUUUUAUUUAUACGAAUUUCAUGCGAAAAUUGUACAACUGUUUCACAUGGGCCUAUAGUAUUUUUUGAAUCAUAGUAUUCGCAACGAUGGCAGCUACUCUAGAUAUCGCUAUUAAUGGAUACUCAGGAUAUUGUUUUUCUUUGUCAUUACGUUAAGUAUCAAAGAAAUAUCUAAUUUGUUCUUCAUAUUCUUCAAUAGAGGGAAUGUCGACAAAGCCAAUAAUAAUGUUCAGUCUGGAUCAAGAAUAGUCGGUUGUUCGGGAUGUGGUGGUGGAUUUUCGGUAUAUCGCAAGCAGCUGUGAAAGUUAGACCGUAAAUAUACGAAGAAAAGUAAAUCAUCUGGAAAUUGCAAAACAAGAUCCAAAAGAAUCCCUCAAGGAAAUUUUGUAGUUAGUAUGCACAAGAAUAUCUACCCUUCAAUAUAUAAUUGCUUUAUGAUUCAUUUUAUCUCAAUUUCAUUUUGUUAACACUCGCCGCUUUUCACUUGUCACAGAUCAUGUUUAAAAAUCAUAUGUGGAUAAAGCAAGGUUGUAUCCGUAGAGGACUUUUGCUCGAGAUUGACUUGAUUAAUAAAAAUUUUUGAAAAUUUUAGUACAAGAGUAUCGGCAACGAAUAGGUAAAGAUCUAUCUACGUAGACUAAGAUAUCUGUCCAGAUUGAAUAAUGAAGACAUUUUUCUAUUUGUAAUUAUCUAAUUCACGUGGACUAAUCUUCCGUGACACACGAAGUUUUUUUUUCUUCACAAAAAUGUCAGAUCUCAUGUGACACUCGAAAAUAUUCGUAAUUCCGACGGCCUCGAACAGUAAAAUUUCAUUAUAUUGAGCCAAAAAGGUACUGAUAAGACCAGAAUGAUAAGAUUGCUAUUAACAACAAAACGAAGCGUAUGCGUAAAUGCGGGAAACCUAAUGAUUGAAUUUCUUAGUUGAAACUGAAUGAUUGAUUAAGUGGAGAAUGACAAGUAUCGCUUUUCGUAAUUUUGUUUUCGACAUUUCGGAUGCAUUGGAAGGAUAUCGAUAUGCUGUAACUAACGACUAGAAAACAUACUUCGUACGAAUUUCAUGUUCAUAUUAUAUUAAGAGAAAAUGUGCGCUAUGCAUAAAUCAUACGUAGGAUUUUUUCUUUUUUUCUUUUUGAGAAAACCAGCAGAAAGCUGAUGGGAGUCACUUUGGUGGACGAUCAGUAUAUCAAUGAAAUAUCUCUUGGUACCUUGUGAUACUCGGACCAAAUACCCAACUUCUUUUUCACAAAAUUGUAGUGUGAAUCUGAUCGAUCAAUUAUCCUAUAUAUAUAUAUAUAUGUAUAUAGAUACUUCUUGCUAUACCAAUGAUCAGUCAUCUAGAUCAAUCGACGCAAAAAUAAUUGUCGAUAUAUAAAAAACAUUCAAAUUCAGUUUCUUCUCUACAUCCUGUGUUAGUCCUACGACUAAUUAAACUUGAUUAAAAGAGGUUUUUGUGCGAAUUCGAAGAAAUUGUAUCUUUUAUGAAACUUUUGUAUUUUUUCCCUCAAUUUCGAUAAACGUAAGCGAAAUAUAAUGCUUUUGAACGUAGCGUGCAAAACUUAUAUAUAAAAAAAGAAACUACAAAAAGAAUCGCUAUACUCGAAAGAUUGCGGUAAAGUGAAAUAGUAUUAACGAACGUCUUUCGUAUUUCAUAAUAUAGUGCUUACGCAUUAAGAACUUCAUCGGUUUUAAAAAAUUAAUAUUAUUAGACGUGUAUUCUUUGAGACUUUUUUGGAACGUGGUAUAUGCCAAUAACCGUUUACGCUUAGUAGCACGUAUAAAAUAUUUUAUAAAUGUUAAUGGCUAUAGGCGCUUUCAAAUGUUCAAUUAACAAUUUUAAGAUCGACACGUUAAAGAAGAUAAUACUCGUUCCGAAAAAAAAAAGUAAAAUAAAAAUAUUAAGAAUGAAAAAUAAAUUCAGGAACAAGACUAAUUUUAACGUCAGCUAGAAUUUUAGCGUUGUUCGUUAAAAUCAAUGAUUUUGCAGAACGCUGUGUAAUUAGCCCGAUAAUUAGAGUCGCGGUGUUUAAAUGACAAGUCACUCAUAAAAUUGAUGUAAAUCGAUGUAAAGUCGGAUGAAAUAAUAAGAAGAAGAAAAUCAUUAAAUGUUACGGAACGUCCUGAGAGUUUGAUAGAAUUUUUACAAGUGUCACAAACAAAUUCAUUGUGUCAAAUGGAAUGUACAUUGAUUGCGGUGACUCGAAUUACGGGUAAAAUGAGAAAUGAUGCUAACCUAAGAGAAACGGUGUGUUGUCUACUGAAAGAUCGUAGCGAUCGCUCUGAUUAAAAGGAUUCUAGGAAUUUCUAUACAGAAUGCUGAUUAAAGGUUGUUACAGAUAUUUCCCUUUUUUUCGAGCCGUACAACAAUUAUUUAAUAGAUAACUCGACUAGACGGGGCUGCAACACUUGAUAGCCUUUGAUGCGUUCCAAAAAAAAAAAAAAAAAAAAUCCUUAGAACGAUUCCUAAUUAUUGGAAUUGUUGCGGGACUCGUUUGUCACGUGGUUUCUUCCCGAAACGCGAGGAUAUUGGGAGGACAGUGAAGAAAAGCCUUCCAAUAGUGUUACGUAGCUAUUAGUUUUCAAGAUUAUCAUAAUGCGUAAACGUAUACGCUGUCGAGUAUAAAUGUUAACAGAUGAUUAAUAACAAUAAGGAAAAAUGUAUGUAAAUAAGAGCCGUAAACGGUUAUGAGAAUUAUAACACUGUAAUUGCCGAGAUUAUAAAUAAAUAGAGAACUAAUAUUGA